AUGCUCUCGCAGGUGGAAGUGGACGACAACGGGAGGAUCGUCGAUGCCCGUUUCAAAACCUUCGGCUGCGGGUCGGCGAUUGCGUCGAGUUCGCUGGCGACGGAGUGGGUCAAAGGGAAAACGGUUGACGAAGCGUUGAAAAUCAAGAACACGGAUAUCGCUAAAGAACUCUGCCUUCCUCCAGUCAAACUGCACUGCUCUAUGUUGGCUGAAGACGCAAUCAAGGCUGCCUUGGCUGAUUACAAGUUGAAGCAGGAUCCAAACAAAGAAGAGUCAGAGAAGAAAGCAAACAAUGCCUAAACUGACUGUAAAGCUUGUUCUCAUUCCACUUAAAUUUGCAGUGCAAUUAUUUUAGCUAUUAGUAGGAUCCUGCGCACUACUAAAUGAAGCUGUAAGAUACGCACAACUUACGCACAACGUGUCACUGUUCAUGUGUGUACAGCCACUCUUGUAGUGCUUACACCACCGGGAUGUGGGUAUUUCAGCAGCCUGUGUCCUGUCACCACUGUGUUUGAAAUGUUAGCGUGAAGAAGACUGCUCAACUGUAGAGAACUCAGCGGCUUCUCUCUAGAGAGAAAAUCCUGCUGUUCCAGUACUGGAAGGGCUGCACUUUUUUGGAAAAUGUAUAGUUU
Fulmarus glacialis (Northern fulmar) is the source of this 632-nucleotide messenger RNA. RefSeq names its product iron-sulfur cluster assembly enzyme (gene ISCU). NCBI's taxonomy places the organism in Eukaryota, Metazoa, Chordata, Aves, Procellariiformes, Procellariidae. The transcript is spliced from 3 exons. Gene Ontology annotation, cellular component: mitochondrial matrix; cytoplasm. The record is from RefSeq and is a predicted model, not a curated record. The coding region runs from base 1 to 300 and encodes 99 amino acids. Gene Ontology annotation, biological process: intracellular iron ion homeostasis; iron-sulfur cluster assembly. Gene Ontology annotation, molecular function: 2 iron, 2 sulfur cluster binding; ferrous iron binding.